Messenger RNA from Hirundo rustica (Barn swallow), 1075 nucleotides. It is a transcript of the gene TSFM, whose product is annotated as Ts translation elongation factor, mitochondrial. The coding region runs from base 1 to 927 and encodes 308 amino acids. Gene Ontology annotation, biological process: mitochondrial translational elongation. The record is from RefSeq and is a predicted model, not a curated record. The transcript is spliced from 6 exons. Gene Ontology annotation, molecular function: protein binding; translation elongation factor activity. Gene Ontology annotation, cellular component: mitochondrial matrix. Lineage: Eukaryota; Metazoa; Chordata; Aves; Passeriformes; Hirundinidae.
AUGCAGCGGGCGGCGCUGGGCGCGCUCGGGGGGGCGGCGCGGGCCUCCCCGGGCCGCUGGUUCAGCGCGGCCCCGCCGGCGCUCCGGGAGCUGCGGGAGCUGCGGGCGCGGACGGGACAGCCGGUGAUGCGCUGCCGAGAGGCGCUGGAGCGGGCGGGGGGCGACCUGCGGCAGGCCGAGGCCUGGCUCGAGGCCGAGUCGCGCCGCCGGGGCUGGGCCCGAGCCGCGGCCCCCGGGGCUCAGCGCCCACGGGAGGGGCUCGUGGGGGUCCUGAGCGAGGGCUCGGCCGCCGUCAUGGUGGAGGUGAACUGUGAGACGGAUUUCGUGGCGCGGACCCCCGACUUCCAGCAGCUUGUGGAGAUGGCGGCCAGAGGGGUCCUGGGGCACUGCCAGGGGGCCUCGGGCACGAAGCACCUGCUGCGAGAGGAUGAACUGGCCCAGCUGCGUGCGGGGGAUGGGGGAGAACUGCUGAGUGACCACCUGGCGCUGGCCAUGGGCCGCCUGGGCGAGCGCCUGGCCCUGCGCCGGGCCGGGUGGCUGCGGGCCCCCGGGGGCUUCGUGGCCACCUACGCUCACGGCUGGGUGCCCCCCGGGCCCCCCGUGGCCAUGGGCACCUACGGGGCGCUGGUGGCCUGCGGGGGGCCGGGCCCGGGGCCCCCCCCGGCCGAGCUGCAGGAGUUGGGGCGCAGGGUGGCCCAGCACGUGGUGGGAAUGGCGCCCACGGCCCUGGGGACCCCCGAGGACGAGCUGGGAGGGGACACGGAGACGCGGCUGCUGGCACAGGGGUCGCUCCUGGAGCCGGGGGUGCCCCUGGGCCGGUACCUGAGGGACAGGGGCGGGCUCCAGGUUUGGGAUUUCCUGCGCUUCCAGUGCGGGGAGGAGCCCCCCCAGGAGAGCCCCCCGGAGCCCUCUGCACCCCCAGCCUGAGGGAGGAGGCUCAGGGGGGUUCAGGCCCUGGCUGUGGGGACGCACGGACACGGACAGACGCGCAGACACCGUGCGCCCCGCCUGGGGCAGCGCCAGCCUCCCGCGCGCUCUGGGGGCAUGAGGCUGAAUAAAGGUGCAGAAGAACCGG